AUGCCUACUCUCGAUGUUAGCGAGCUCAACAUUGUCGUUGCCAUUCUGGGUGCCUUCAUCAUCUGCUAUGGCUUUCUUUCAGUCAAGAUCAAGCAAGUCUGGUACUUGGGCGAAGCGUUGCCUGCGGUUCUGGUCGGUAUCAUCCUAGGGCCGAUAGCUGCUAGAUUCCUGGACGCCGAGAAAUGGGGUUCUGCUGCAGAAGGUCAGCGGGAGGCCAUCACGCUGGGCAUGUGCCGCAUCGUGAUUGGCGUGCAGCUCGUCAUUGCCGGAUUCCAACUUCCUGCCAAGUACCAGCAAGGUCGCUGGAAAGAGAUGACCAUCCUCCUACUGCCCGUCAUGACAAUCAUGUGGAUCUGCACAAGCUUGUGCAUCCUAGUUACCAUCCCGAAGCUUUCGUUCUUGGCUGCGCUGGUAAUUGGAUCAUGCGUCACCUGCACAGAUCCUAUCUUGUCACAAGCUGUAGCCAAAGGUCCUUUUGCCGACAAAUUUGUCCCUCGUGCACUACGCGAGAUCAUUUCAUCGGAAGCUGGAGCCAACGAUGGAUUCGGGUUUCCAUUCCUACUUCUGGCCACAUACCUCAUACGCCAUGCUGACCUCGAAGGUCUGGAGUUGAAGCCAGGCGUGGAAGGCGUGAAAGAGAUCGCCCACCGCGCGGUUGGCUUGCUCUCCAAGCGUAGCGAGGAAGGAGUUGGCCGUCUCGGUGGCGGUGUUCCAAUGGCAAUGGAGCAAUGGAUCGUCGAAGGUUGGUUGUACAUCAUCCUCAUGUCGGUUGCGAUCGGGGCGCUGGUGGGUGUUGGCAGCAUGUUUGCCAUCAAGUUCUCUCUCCGCAAGAAGUGGAUCGACUCCGAGAGUCUCCUGCUCUGGCCCAUGGCAGUGGGUCUGUUUCUCAUCGGUAUCUGCGGUGCGCUUGGUACAGACGAUCUCCUCGCUUGCUUCGUUGCUGGUAAUGCAAUGAACUGGAACGGCAUCUAUCUGGAAGAAACAGAGAAGCGCCACGACGAAGUCAACAGCUGCUUCGAUGUCAUCCUCAACUUUGGCGGUUUCAUGUAUAUUGGAACCAUCAUCCCUUGGGCUGAAUUCCAGCUGCCAGAGGUCACCGGCAUCAGUGUUGGAAGACUCAUGAUCCUCGGGUUCCUUAUACUUGCAUUUCGCAGAAUCCCUGCAAUUUUCAUGGUGUACAAGGUUAUGCCCGCAUGUGUCAAAGAUUGGAAGGAAGCGUUAUUCAUGGGAUACUUCGGACCCAUUGGUAUCGGAGCUGUCUUCUACGUCGAGCACACCCGCCAUCUUUUCCCUAAGCCUGGCGAAGCUUCGACCGAAGAGGAAGAGAACUUGGUCGCCGCGAUGAUUCCGGUCGUCUACUUUCUCGUCAUCUUCUCGAUCGUCGUCCAUGGCUUGUCCAUCCCUGCUCUCGAUGCUUUCUAUCGCUACAAGAAGAUUCCACCGAUCGAGGAAGCUGAACCUGCAGAGAUCCGCGUACUAUCUGUCCACGAACCACUCCCCAACAACACAAGAGUGGACGCCAAGCGCAACUCAGUCUACCAGCACAACCGCUUCUCUCGUCCAGUGUCUAUGGGUCCUGGCCCGGAACUGUACAGGUGGAACAACCAGGCUAGAGAUAGUGAUGCUACGUUCAGAUCGAACUCUCAGAGCGAGGCUGUCAAUUACGCCCAGAAGCUACAGGCAAUUCGGUUUGCAGAGGACUAUGCUCAUGAGAAGGCCAACCUGCGCCAGUAG
Alternaria alternata is the source of this 1734-nucleotide messenger RNA. RefSeq lists its product as hypothetical. The record is from RefSeq and is a predicted model, not a curated record. Bases 1 to 1734 code for a protein of 577 amino acids. The transcript has 4 exons. Gene Ontology annotation, molecular function: sodium:proton antiporter activity. Gene Ontology annotation, biological process: proton export across plasma membrane; sodium ion export across plasma membrane; regulation of membrane potential. NCBI's taxonomy places the organism in Eukaryota, Fungi, Ascomycota, Dothideomycetes, Pleosporales, Pleosporaceae. Gene Ontology annotation, cellular component: plasma membrane.